UGAGUGUUGCAAAUAUUGAUCGGCAUGGGCUCCCGGUGGCGGCAAUUGCCGCGCUUGGUUCAGAAAUUACUCCUGGAGGUUCGUCUGCUGCCAGCUAGCUGUCUCGGGCGUGAUCCCGUUAGGCUUUGGCACGCCUCUGCUGUCAGAUACCGUCAGCCGCCAUCUGGCAAUGGACCUACUAGGGGAAAGAGUGGGGCGGGGACGUUGUCUUCCUGGGGGGCGGAAGACAACGAUGAGGGGGACGUCGUCGCCGACGAAGACGACGACGACGACGACCUGGACGUAGAGGACCAGCAGUUGGAGCAAUCGAGGUUGCCGCUUAUCACGCUGGAGACGCAAAGAGUGUUUAUUGUACACCCGGCUGUGAAAUGGGGACCAGACAAGCCGAAGCUGACCACAGCUGAACUGCAGCUUGCUGAAGCUGUUGCUCUGAUAAACACCCUUCAAAACUGGACAGUGAUAGAUAAAAUCAUUCUGCCUAUACAAAUUCCUGACAAGAAAUUUAUCUUUAACAAAGGAAAUUUUCAACUUUUAACUGAAAGGAUUAAAAGAUUGCCUUUUGUAUCAUCUGUCUUCGUAAAUGUAGAAGUACUCUCUCCUGUAACUAAAAAAGAACUUGAAAAGGUCUGGGGCGUGAAGGUUUUUGACAGAUACACAAUUGUCCUUCAUAUUUUCCGAUGCAAUGCUCAGACAAAGGAGGCAAAACUCCAGAUAGCUUUAGCUGAACUCCCACUUCUAAGGACCAAUGUGAGAAAUGAAGUUGCUCAACUGGAUCAGCAGAGAGGUGGCUCAAGAUACAUUAUGGGAUCAGGUGAAACCUUCAUGGAAAUUCAGCUUCGUCUCUUAAAAGAAAAAGAAGUUAAAAUUCGAAAGGCUCUACAGAAGCUCAAAAAAAAUAGGAGUUUACUCAGAAAACAACGGAAGAAAUGCGAGUUUCCAAUUAUUUCAGUAAUGGGCUAUACUAACUGUGGGAAAACCACUCUAAUCAAGGCCCUCACCGGGGAUGCAAAGUUACAGCCCCGAGAUCAACUUUUUGCCACAUUGGACAUUACAGCUCAUGCUGGCCAUCUGCCAUCUCGGUUGACUGUUCUAUAUGUUGAUACUAUUGGAUUUCUUUCUCAGUUGCCCCACAAUCUUGUUGAGUCAUUUUCAGCUACAUUAGAAGAUGUAGCUUGCUCGGAUUUAAUUAUCCACGUGAGAGACAUUAGUCAUCCAGAAACCAACCUCCAGAAGAAAACUGUAUUAUCAGUUCUCAAGAAUCUUAAUCUUCCCAAUCAUCUACUUGAAUCAAUUAUUGAAGUACAUAACAAAGUGGAUUUAAUAGAUAGGUAUCAGCCUAAAGAACAAAAUGCUAUAACCACUUCAGCUCUCCUUGGACAUGGUUUAAAAGAGCUGAAAGAGGAAAUUGAGACAAGAAUUUUGAAAGGAACUGGGAAAAAAAUUCUGACAAUUAAAAUUAAUUUAUCAGGACCUCAACUCAGUUGGCUCUACAAAGAAGCAGUAGUACAAGAAGUUGAUGUUGUUCCUGAAGAUAAUACAGCUAAAGUAAAGGUCAUCAUAAGCGACUCUGCCUUGUGGAAAUGCAAACGUCUGUUUCCUCAGUCUAGUUAUUUGUCUUGAAAGUAACAACCUGCUUUGCUUUUGGGAGGAAGGUCCUCCAGCAAAUUUUUUAAGAGACAAGAAUACUGACUGCAGUUCAGUAGAGCUCCAACAACAGUGAUGAGACUUCACAGAUCAACAAUGACUCCAGUGGACUUAAAAAUUAACACGUGCUUAUGUGAAAAUGUUACUCGUGAUACAAGGCUGUCCAUUUUUCAACAGUGUGUUAGAGAUGACAAUGAGAAGAAUGAUGUGCCAGGACAGUUUUAAGAUUUUGGUAUAGGGUUACCUAUGUGUGAAAUUUAUAUUGAGUAGAGGUUGAGGUAUGCUUAAUGCUACAGAGUAUCUUUAUACUUGUAGGAGUAUAUAUAGCUCAGUUGGCAUUCUGCCAAUUUUCUCUGAGUUUUGAUUAUGUGAUGGGUGUUGAUACUAUAACAUGUCAUUUAGAGUCUCUUAAUUUGUUGGAAUAAUAUGUGAUUGCUUCACAUGAGUUGCAGAUUCUUAUAUCUAAAAAAUCUGUAUUCUGGUGAAACAGAAUAAGCAGCUCAACCCAGAAUAACACAACUCAAAUGGGAAUUGCCAGGAUAAUAUGCUGUAUGCUUAUCCACAUAGGUUGGAGGUCUCAACGCAUAAUGUUACCCAUUAGUUCAAUUCUGUCUGUGGGCUACAGAAUCGGUUGCUGUCUCUCCUGCUAAAGGUAUUGUUCUGGAAGAUUUUCAGAGCAAACGUCACAGCAAACAGUUACUCAGGAUGAUAGAUCAGGAAAGUGGCAGGUAGGGUCCUAUUCACGGUUGACUUCCUCUCCCUAAUCCAUCACCAAUAUCAGAGAUAUUACACAACCUCAUAAACCUUAGCCUCAAAACCUCAAAACAUCUUCCUUUCUUCAGCAGAGAGUUAAGUCCUGUUUUGCUUCCUUGUUCUUUCAGACAAAACUCCCAGGACAGUCCCUAGCUGGGGAGAACCAGGUUCUAGGCUACUCCCUCAGCCAUGGAAACUAUUGGGUGACUUUGGUUCAAUCAGCCAUUCUCAGUCUGAUCUGUCUCACCAUAUUGUCAGAUAAAAUAUGGAGAUAUGAUGAUGGGAAACCCCAUGUAAACUAUCUUCAGCUGGAAGAAGGAUAAGCCAUAAAUCUAACUAUUAAUCAUAUUUAAUUUACCAGUCUACUACUCAAGUCACUACCAUCUCAACUUUGGGCAUAUCAAGAUGUAACAGCCAAUGUUUACUGAUACAUCAACAUAAAGUCUAAAAAUAAAUAUGGCAGUUUAGUACAGAAAGCCAGUGUCAGAACUUGAAAAAGUAAAACCAUGCAAAUAAAUAAACGUUUAAAGAUUAAUUUAUUUGUUCCUAACAUAGUUCUUGUAAAAAAAACUGGGCCAGGUUAACGAUGGCCCUUCUCAGCCUUAAUUAUCUGCCUUUUACUGUCAAUAUAUGUACUGUCAAUACAUACGUAAGCUUUUUAGUAUGCUCCUAAAAUUCUUGUUAGAGGAUAAGAGGGAACACAACCAACUUAGGGGUUUUUUCAGCUAAGAAUAUGAAACUAGAAUACAGUCCUA
Messenger RNA from Python bivittatus (Burmese python), 3152 nucleotides. It is a transcript of the gene GTPBP6, whose product is annotated as GTP binding protein 6. Lineage: Eukaryota; Metazoa; Chordata; Lepidosauria; Squamata; Pythonidae. Gene Ontology annotation, molecular function: ribosome binding; GTP binding. Gene Ontology annotation, cellular component: cytoplasm. The record is from RefSeq and is a predicted model, not a curated record.